UGACAAUACGGCCUCCUAACCCUGAUCUCUGACCUUUGUGUGAGCCAGAAUUGUAAAAGCAUCAACUCUAUUUCUGUUUUAACUUUAUGUAUUUUAAGUGCUUUUGUACAAAUGAUAGAGUUGCACAAUGAGAACAAACUUUAAAAGCUUGAUACCUACCUCACUCUACAUUGAUUGUCUCAAUACUUUCACAUAAUCUUGUCACUGUAUCCAUCAUGCUGAGAGGAAAUGUUAUUAGAAAGUACAAUUUGUAUAUGAUAAACUAUAUUUUCUGUGUUGCAAAACUGUGCAACACUAGCAAUUACAGUAAAAGUGUGCACGGAUCCAAAAGACUAGGAAAAGCAUUAGUAAAACAAAAUACUGAGAGUCUCAACCAGCCCCGGUGCGUCUUGUCUUACCCAGUGGCCCAUAAUUCCUAGCAACGUCUCUUUUCUUGUGGUUGGUAGGCUUUGACAGUCACCCUCCCAUUGGAGGUUUAGCGCGUCACUAUGAGGGCGGACAGUGGUGUGGACCACACAGCCUGUGUCAGGGGAGGCUGAGGGUGCCGCCUAAAAGCGUGCCGGGUUAUUGGAUACGUGUUGUUGCUAGGGGCGUGGGUUGUGCCGUGAAAUAUUCCAGCUACUUUCCCCAAAACCUCUCUAAAGGGAUGAAAUCUACCAAGACCACAGUGGUAUGAGCCGGACGAGAGAUGCGCCGAGAGCCGCCUGCUCCAACCUGAGGGGGGGGAUACUGUGCCGCAGUGAGCAUAAUCUGAUAAGCGCCUCUGUCCAUCCUGGACUCCGCUCCAGGACAACACUCUGGAGACAGAAAGAAAGAAAAGGGGAAAAAACAAUACGUGGGGAUGGUCAAAGGAACAAUGCAGAGAUGCUGAGGUCACACUUCUCGGAGCUGAUUCAGGUUUUCACCCGCAACACCUGCUAUUUAUUUGCAUCAACCACAGCCCGGGUCGAUGAGCGUUUAGAGGGAAUGACAGCUGCGCACUUGGCCGUCCCGUGAUGUGUCUUUGGAGGGAUUAAUGCGUGGCACAGCCUAAACAUCGCCGCCUGUCCACUGUAGGCCAGUGAUCUGUCUGCGGAACAAAUCACAUGUUUAUAUAUAUAAAUAUAUAUGUAGUAUGCGCCGGAGAGAGGACCUUAUGCAAUGUGGAGGGAAGUGUUUUCGUGAGCUCAUAGGUUGAACUGGCAAUGACAUCAGGCUUAACUUGAAUAGCUCUGUGCUGUAUUGCAGCAAGGUGGACCGGGGCGUGAGGUGGCAGGGAGCGAUGCACGCAUCCUCCGAGCUGGACAUUUUUUCUUGUCGGGAUGUUCCGUGCGUGCUAAACAAAUUCAAGACAUAAGGCCAUACAAAACCCCUGAGCUGGCGAACUGCGUCACUGCAUGCGAGUGUUGCAGGUAGGCAGCAAACUCUCCCACCGCCGGGAGAGCAGCAUGCUCAUCACCCUCCCAACGCUAUGUCGCCGGUAAGUGUUUAACGAUUUACCCGGGGAUGGAUUCGGCGGACGAUCCGAGCAAAGAUCCGCCCCUGGGAUCCACAUUUUCCUCAGCACCCAAUUUAGACUCGGACAUUAAUGCAAAUGCCUGUAGGCCUAUUUACGAGAACGGGACGGACCACAAUGUCAACAUACAAAACGCAGCCCUGCGAGGUGCGAGUGACCCCAGCGCGUACCCCUCCACAGACUACCGGGGACUCAUCCGCCAGAGGUUCAUCCGGCGGAGUUUGUGGGUGUCAGACUCCGAGGAGCAGCCGGUGGACACGCCGGAGUGUGUCAACAGCAGCCCGGUGCUCAACAUCGACCUGAGGACCAUCGUCGAUCGUAGCCGGAACCGGGUUCUUCACCCGACCCGCCUGGGUCUCCAGGAGACUUCCAGCACGGAGAGCCAGGUGGGGCUGAAGGAGAGCGCCACGGAGAGCGCGAGCGCGGAAGAGGACAAGGGCGACAGGAGCGAAAGCGAGGCCAAGGCUGAAGUCGUGCCCUCGGAUGUCACAGGUAAAUCAGGAAGUGACGAGAACGAAGAGGAGCCCGGGAUGAAGGCGGUGUCCACUUCACCUGGGGGGCGCUUCCUCAAGUUUGACAUUGAGCUGGGCAGAGGGUCCUUCAAGACGGUCUACAAAGGUCUUGACACCGACACCUGGGUCGAAGUAGCGUGGUGUGAACUUCAGGAACGGAAACUGUCAAAAGCUGAGAGACAGAGGUUCAAAGAGGAGGCGGAGAUGUUAAAAGCUCUCCAGCAUCCCAACAUUGUGCGAUUUUAUGACUUCUGGGAAUCACCGGUGAAAGGGAAGAAGUGUAUCGUUCUCGUUACAGAACUAAUGACCUCAGGGACACUAAAAACGUAUCUGAAGCGCUUUAAGGUGAUGAAGCCUAAAGUUCUUAGGAGCUGGUGCAGACAGAUUCUCAAAGGCCUCCACUUCCUCCACACAAGGACUCCUCCGAUCAUCCACAGAGACCUCAAGUGCGACAACAUCUUCAUCACUGGUCCCACGGGCUCUGUCAAAAUAGGAGACCUUGGCCUGGCAACGCUGAAGAGAGCCUCCUUUGCUAAAAGUGUUAUAGGCACUCCAGAGUUCAUGGCCCCGGAGAUGUAUGAGGAGCACUAUGAUGAGGCUGUGGAUGUCUACGCCUUUGGGAUGUGUAUGCUGGAGAUGGCCACCUCAGAAUACCCCUACUCUGAAUGUCAAAAUGCUGCACAGAUCUACCGCAAAGUCACCAGUGGGGUGAAACCUGCCAGCUACAGUAAAGUCAGUGACCCUGAAAUUAAAGAAAUAAUCGGAGAGUGUAUCUGUCACAGAUGGGAGGAAAGGUACUCCAUCAAGGACCUCCUGAAUCAUGCCUUUUUUGCAGAGGAUACAGGCGUGAGGGUGGAGCUCAAUGAAGAAGAUGACGGGAAGAAAUCAUCAAUCGCUCUAAAGCUGUGGGUCGAGGAUCCUAAAAAGCUGAAAGGAAAAUACAAGGACACUGGUGCCAUUGAGUUUACCUUUAACUUGGUGAACGAGGUCCCUGAAGUGGUUGCCCAAGAAAUGGUCGAAUCGGGUUUUUUCCUCGACUGCGAUGUGAAGAUAGUUGGGAAGUCCAUCCGUGACCGCGUGGCUCUCAUCAAAUGGAGGAGGGAGCGGACUGUCUCGCCAGGAAAUGGUGAGGCUGCUGCGAAAAAAACGCAGCAGAACCUACUGCAGGUGCCCAGUACCGGUGUGCCACAGGGAGCCACAUUAGCUACGACAGAUUUUGAAGACCAAGAGGUGGAGCAGCAGACCCUGAUAUGUGCUGUGCCAACCACCACAUCUACCACAUCUGACAGUGGAGUGAGCUCUACCAUGCAAUUAGACGAUCUAAACAAUCAGCAAAACGGGCCCUACCAGUCGCUUCCAGAGCCCAUCUCCACAGCUCAGAUGGUCUACAGCCCUCCUGCACAGGCUGACCCUCAACUGCACCAGGGGCCCUACCAGCAACCCACAGCACAGGCCUCACACGAAAACUACACACAACAACCACCCACGCAGUUACACCAGGGAGCCUACCAGCAAACCACAGGUCAGCUGCAUCCUGGGGCCUAUCAACAAACAGCAGCACAACUGCACCAGGGGCCUUACCAGUCUCAAACAGCAGUUUCUGCUCCAGCUACGCCAGCCCCUACUGCGCAGCAGAGUAGACAGACAGCACAGAGCUUCCCAACUGCAGCUCCCGCUCUACAGACACAGGUUACUGUGCAGCCCGGCCAGGAGCAGUGCCAUCUCCAACCAGCUGCUGUCCUGCCCCAGCUGCUCUCUGCUGACCAGCCUGCAUCUCAUCUGAGUCCUCCUGACAUAUCUGCCAGUUUUCCACAGUCAGUCUCCAGUGCUCCUCCCCCACUCCUGCCCCUGCAGAUCAGCACACAGGUACAGGCGAUUGCUCCACAGGGGAAUUUGGGAGAUGUUCAGCUUUUGGCUCCAGUCCACCCUGUUUUACCUGCUGUUCAGACUCCUCUCUGGGGAAGCGGGGUAGAUGCUCCAGAAACCACAGCAGCUGGCCUAAACUUAACUGUAGCUCCUGCAGGUCCACCUCCAGUUCCAGCCCCAGCCUCGAUCUCGGUCUCAGCCGCAGGACAAGUCGAAACUCAAGCACCGGCACAAACUCCAGCUCUCGCCCCAGCACAAACCCAACCACCAGUCCCAGUAUCAGCUCAAGCUGCAGCCAUGCCUCAAGCUCCAGCUUCAAUCCUUGUUAAAGCCCCAACUUCAGUCCUAGUACAGGUUCCUGCCUCUGCUUCAGUCAAAGCACCAGUUGCUACGUCAGGUCCCGUUUUUGAGCCACCAAAAGUCUCAUCUACAAGCUCAGACAUGUCGUCUGUCAUUGGUAAACCCCAACUCAUGGUCCCUGGUUUGGUUUCAGCCCCGAUCCCUGUCACGUUGCCAGCCCCUGUUCAGUCUGCAGCCCCCGCUCCUGCUCCACCUUCUGUCGCAGCUUCAGUCCCAGCUCCAGUUCUGCAGCCUGCUGGCAUCCAGACAGCAGUCUCAUUGCCUGAGUGUGCCAGCCUGGCCACAACUCAGCAAAACCUCGAAACGACAUCUGCAUCCAGCACCCUUCAACAAGAGCCUUGUGUAGAGGAUGUGCUCCAGGACAAACCAGUAUCUUUACCCAGCUAUGCGUAUGACAGUCUCAACUCUGACGUGGCGUCCGGAAAGGAAACAAGCGACGGCUACGACAGCUUGGCCAGCGGGGGGAAGGGUGACGGAAAACCCAGGAAACACCACCGCAAAUCUGCCCGUACGCGUUCCCGCCAAGAAAAGACCAGCAAACCCAAACUUAGCAUGCUCAAUGUUAGCAACACUGGCGAUAAAAUGGUCGAAUGCCAGCUCGAGACUCACAAUCACAAAAUGGUGACAUUUAAAUUUGAUCUGGAUGGAGAUGCUCCAGAGGAAAUUGCCACUUACAUGGUGGAGAAUGGUUUUAUCCUACUGUUAGAGAAGGAGAUCUUCAUCGACCAGCUAAAGGACAUUGUGGAUAAAGCUGAGGACAUGCUGAAUGAAGACACAGAGGGUGAAAGGGCCUCCACCUUGAGUUGUAGUCCUCAACAAGGCCAGUUGUCUGAGGGGCUAGUGGGAGAGAGUCAGCAGCCUGGAGCAUCUCAGCCCGUCUAUCAGCAGAACGUUCUUCACACAGGAAAAAGAUGGUUCAUAAUCUGCCCCGUAGAAGAGACUCCCACAUCCAGCCAGGAGACCCCAUCUGAAGGCACAACUACGCAGUCACCUGGGAGCUCAACCACCACCCAGCCUGCUGAUAGCGGCACUGCAAGGCCGUCCAGAGAAGAGGGGUCGUCUUCUACGAUGUCUGGUGGAAGUGGAGGCUUCACCUAUGACGUGUAUGGAUUCUGCAGUCCUCCAAUAAUGUCCAACACAGACCCACUUCUUUUGGCUACUCUGUCACCUCCUGUGUCUGCACCCCCGACCCUUCAGUCCGUGUCAUCAGUGGAGCCCGCAGGCAGCUCGGUGCAGCCCAGCGUGCAUCAGGCCCAGCCAGCCAGGGCUCAGACUUUGCCUCCAUCAUCACCACAUACGUCUUUCCCGGUGGAUGAGUCACAGGGAUCUCCUCUGGGCUCCGUCUCCCCGACCCACACUGCUCAGCAGAUUCCUGAAAUGACGUGUUCCGUUUCUAUAGCCGAGGAGGUGCCCUGCUGCCCUCUGGUCAUGCCCCUAUCUCUGGAUGUGAGUGGGUCACAGGGUGGGUCCCCUCUCACCCCACUUCCACUCCAGGAGCCAGGUUCAGCCAAGGAGCCGCUGUCCGUCUCCUACCCCUCUGCACCGCGAAGCGAGCGACCACAGCAGCCUGUGGUGCUCCACCAGCCUUUUUCCAGCGUGGGAGGGACCAAAGUGUCCUCACUACCACAGAGCCCCGCGCCGUCCCAGCACACCGCAGGGCCCGGUGAGUCAGAUGGCGAAGGACGGCUCGGCCGGGGUGGCUUUGUGGACAGCACCAUUAAAACACUAGACGAGAAACUAAGGAACUUGCUCUACCAGGAAUAUGCUCCCAUGUAUCCAUCAGGCAGUGCCGCAGAGACGCCAGGCUCCGGCACUGAGUACAUCCAGUCUCCUCCUGGUCCAGACAGCGCCACAGGAGGGUCAGGAAACAGCACGCCAGGGCCGAUGGGGGAGGGACGUUACAGGGCAGGAGAACAGCUGCCUCAAAUCCCAGAGAGGAUGGAUAGUUUGAGCACACUGAGUGACUCGGCUGUGUGUGCCUCCCUGUCAAGAAGACAUGUUCCUCACUCUGCUUCCUGCUCUGGAACAAGAGGUCGAUUUAAGAUAAUCUCUGUUCCACCUGAAGUGGCCAACAGACGAGAUGUGAAACAAAGGAGCUGGAGCAGCGCUGCCUCUCCGGCACACCCUGUGGGAUACAGCGGGGACAGCAGUCAAGCUGAGGCCAUGGUUGCCUCCACCACAAUCGGACGUUUUUCUGUGAUAAGCACUGAGGACGACAUUACACAAAGGACACGUUGCAGCCGCUACUCUGCCCCGCCUGAUUUCUACCUGGACACACCUCCCUCCAUGGCCAAGCGGGGCUCCCUGCCUCGCGCCCUGACCUCGACCUCUGUCCCCGUGGACGUCACGGUCCACGCUCGCUUCCUCUCCUCAGACUCGGGGGCCGAGAGCAGCCCUGCAAAGCUGGCUCCGGCCACCCCAUCUCAACACACUCGCUCUGAGCGCAGGGGAAGUGACCUCAUGAAGAGGGCAGUGGCCUUCCUCCGCCGUUCAGGGCGCAGCAGCAGCGUGCAGAGCUCUGACUCACCAAGCAGGCAUGGAGGCGUGCACGGCUCGGCCUAUGGCAGCAGCGAUAAUGACUCAGAGAUGGAGGACUCAGACAUGAAGAAGGAACUACAGAGACUCAGAGAGAAACAUCUGAGGGAGAUCUCUGAGCUGCAGGCUCAUCAGCGAGGAGAAGUGGAACUGCUAUAUCGCCGGCUUGGCAAAGUCCCUCCUCCUGGCCUGGGUCUCUCGCACGUUGGGCCACACGCCGGCCGUAGAAAGAGGUCCAGCAAGCACAAGCUGAAGCCUGGCAAACUUCUCAGCCCUCUGGUCCAACAGUUUAGAAAUGUCACAACCAAAACUAGUGACUCCAGCAGAUCCAGUGCUGCUACAGGCACAGGUGAGCCCACGGUGAGUUUAAAUGGCUCUCCAGCCAAAGGAUCUUUCCCCACUCACGGCAGGGCACGGUCAUGCACGAGCCACAUUCCCUGCUCGACCUCAGAGCCCGUGCAGACUCAGCAGCCCUGUUCCCUUAAGGGCUCGCUGUCCUCUGAUAAUAUUUACGCUGGACUACACGGCGAUGGUACGGGCACCCGAGCUCAACCCGGACAAGGCUGGUCUAAUUACCCUCAACCAUCUGAGAGAGUGACCUAUAAAUCCAGUAGCAAGCCACGAGCUAGAUUUCUCAGUGGGCCUGUGUCUUUGUCUAUCUGGUCAACGCUGAAGCGACUGUGUCUCGGCAAAGAGCGUGGCAACAGGUCUGCAGCCGGAUCGGGUUCUUUUAAUCAGUCACAGCAGCCGCCCACCGGUGCCACACCUCCUCCUCAUCAGCCUGUGAUGGGGCUGGCUCAAGCUCAGGCCAAUAACAGCAACAACAAGACAGGCACGUACACCGGCACGUCCAUGAGUGCCACAGAAAACAACCUGCCUGAAGACCUGCAGCGGCUGAUGGACGACUGGGCCCAGGAGGUUCUUAUUGUCACCCACAGGCCGCGCACUAACUCUCUGAGCAUCAGCAGGCAGCAGCUGUGGGAUCAGUUUGUGCCUCGAACACAUAGACAUCUGUCUAAUGCUUCAGAUGUAUCGUCAUGGACAGCCCCUGGCCCAGAGGCCUGCAGUCUGCCCCUGUCAUGGCCUGACAGCCCCGGGUCAACAGUGAUGAACACCCCCCCCUCCACAGGGCCCCAUCCCAGCUAUCAGCUGCACUCUCCUGCUCCGUUCAGGGCCUUGACCUCGUCCCUCUCUGUUAGCCAGUGGCCUGAUUUAAUCUUCCCUCUCCCUCCUGGAGUUUUUGCCUUUCCUGCUGUGCCCUCAGCCCAGGACGCCCCCAGCCCCGCUCCAGCUCCAUCAUAUCAGCCACCCGACCCCAAAGCCAGGACUCUCUAACCUGAGUAGCAUUGUGUCUUCCAACUCUUAUUACCAAAAAGAAAUCUCAUUAUAGUUCUAGUCAAUCUUAUGUGCAUAUACUGUAUAUAUUUAACCAGCAUGUAUGUAACCAUAUGUACAUACUCGUCUCUAUUCUGGAGUUUUAUGUUGUUUGUUUCAUUUGCAUCAACAUACCUCAUGUCCAUAUUACAGUACAUACUCCUUGAGUGCAGUGUAAUGGUAGUAGUACAUUUAAAGAUGUAUAGUUCAGGCUUCAAAGUGCAGAUUUUUGUCAUUGCUUACAUACUUUUCCACUCACUGAAUGUACAUAAUUUACUGUUCAUUCAAGCCAUGUUUAUAUAAAUAGUUCAUGUUUGUGUUGCUCAUAUCACCCCUAUAUAUAUAUAUAAGCUGCCGUGUGUAUAUAUGAAUUCUUGUUAGUCUGUACAUAGCUCCUGUGUUUGUACAGUUAACAUUAGAUAAUCCAUAGGGUCGGUGCUGCAGCUAUGUGUCUUAAUGCAACACCUUAUUAGCCACCAUCAUGCCAUCACUGUGAAGACUUGACAUCCUGGUCACUAGGACCGGUCGCUUUACUCUCUGCUCUCUCAGUCCAAGGAUAGGUUUCAUUCUUCAUCGAUGAAAUGCUUCCAGCACAAGCGCUUGAAAUAUCCUUAUGAGAUUUGAAUGAACUUGAACUUUAUCUUCAGGUGGGACAAAAAAAAACACCCCACCUGUGAGAGUGCCUUGAAUUGCAGUUUCAGUUUUCUGAAGACAAGCAUUUAGGUUCAAAGCAGACACUAGAUAUUCUAUAUAUGCUUUCACCUUCAAAGGUAAAUUAUGUGAUUUGAAUACUGAAUGUGGAUUAAAACAUAUUUGAUUUAGCAACAGAACAUAAUUAAACACUAUAAUCUGGUCAUGUUGCAGUUCAUAAAAUAUCACAGAUUGUAAAAAAAAAAAAAAAAAAAAAUAAAAAAAAAAAAAACAACAUCCAAAACAGUUAGGGUUAUUUAAUAUCUUGACUGCAAGUUUUUCCUGGUUCACUGAAGUAAUUUUCUUGUGGGAUUGCUCUGCCACCUGCACCACAGCCUGCAUGAAUACACUGAUAUUCUGAAUGUGCACAGGUCCACAUGGUGAGUUACGGGAGGAUAUUGUUAAGAGAAACUGGCACUGAAACCAUACGAUAAAAGGAGGGCUGAAGGACUCAACGUACGAGUCGAAAUCAUAAUCAUCUCAUACCUCUAAUAAUGCAGUCUGUAGCUUUAUAUAUCGUUGCCUUUGUGGUUUUUAAGAGAUUACUGUGUGGUUGGUGGUUGUUUGAUAAAUGCUGAUGAUAUGACGAUGUUAGAGGCACAGCCGUGGAGAAUGUGAAUUACUGAGAAGCCACAACUGUUUGACAUGUAAUUUGUACAAUGCAUAGGUUUUGUAAAUUCUGUUUAUUAGAUGCUGGCCUCACACAAUCAUCUGGCUCUUACGGCUAAUUGUAUGUAUUCUGGCUGGCUUAAUUCAAAGAUCUCCAACAAAUAUUGCACUAUCACCGUUUCAGUUAUUUCAAUAGUAUGGCCUCAAAAAUAACACUUUCACAUUCAACACUUAAUUAUGCUGCUAAUUCUUCUUUAAUUCCCACUGAGAAAUGGUUUGUUGAAUGCAUUGAUAUUGAUGUAUUCUGUAAAAACAAAGCAGUGGCAAAAGUCUGCAUAGUCAAGAUGUAGGAUGGCUGUGACAAUAAAACAGUUCUUCAAAGCUGAGACAGCCAUCACAGACAAAUUGCUCAGUGAGGAUUCAACUUUACAAAACAGUUAUUUUGUUCUCUUUGUGUCUCCUCUCUUUCCCAGUUCAGAGCCCCUUCAAUUUCAACCUUUUUUUUCCUUCAGUUAAAGGGGUAAUCAAGUGAUUGCAGUAUUGCACUUUCAUACGUUCAGGGGUCUCAGAGAGAGAGAGAUUUAAAGAGCAACAGCAGAGGCUGUCUGACGUUUGUUUCAGACGCUGAAUUUCCCAUAAUACAACUCAGUAACAUCUUUGACAUCAUUAGACUUAUUUUUCAAAUUUGGGAAAGCUUUUUCCAGAGCUACAGAUGACAUUUUACAGCAGUUUGAAGUAGUACUCCCUGUGAUGAGUGAACUGGUUGGAGUGCCCCUGUAAAAUCCCUCCAUGUUUGCACAGCGUGACAAUGAUUUGAUUUAAACUGAAUACUCGUCUUAAAGGCAGAAUUUCUCUCAUGUUGACAUUUUUUCUUGAGAACAUCAUCUAUGCAGCUAUUUCCUUUGUGCUUUACACAGUAAUCCCUGUCUUUGAUCUCUUUGACGCUUGCAGUGAAAGCUGGUUGUGUGUUUGCUUUUGCCUGCUGUAUCACCUGUUUUCCCCACACUUUCCUGACCUCGUCAGAUCGGUACUCUUUCACAAAAGCUGUACAUACUUGAAGACAGUAAUAAUAAAUUCAUUUUUGCUUGACACCAUA
This is a messenger RNA of Lates calcarifer (barramundi perch), 10537 nucleotides long. It is a transcript of the gene wnk2, whose product is annotated as WNK lysine deficient protein kinase 2. The record is from RefSeq and is a predicted model, not a curated record. Gene Ontology annotation, molecular function: chloride channel inhibitor activity; protein serine/threonine kinase activity; ATP binding. NCBI's taxonomy places the organism in Eukaryota, Metazoa, Chordata, Actinopteri, Centropomidae. Gene Ontology annotation, biological process: intracellular signal transduction; positive regulation of potassium ion import across plasma membrane; protein phosphorylation. Gene Ontology annotation, cellular component: cytoplasm; cytosol.